Messenger RNA from Pyrus x bretschneideri (Chinese white pear), 2654 nucleotides. Its product is annotated as serine/threonine-protein kinase-like protein CCR4. The transcript has a single exon. Gene Ontology annotation, biological process: protein phosphorylation. Gene Ontology annotation, molecular function: protein serine/threonine kinase activity; ATP binding. Bases 126 to 2546 code for a protein of 806 amino acids. Lineage: Eukaryota; Viridiplantae; Streptophyta; Magnoliopsida; Rosales; Rosaceae. The record is from RefSeq and is a predicted model, not a curated record.
CUGAAGUUGACACCACAAAAUUAACCUAUUCCAUGUCUCUAAUCCUCCUUCUGCUCCUUCCUCUCCAAUGAAAUUUUCUGCAUCCGCCCCCCAAUUAUUUGACUAUCAAAUCUCUCUCUGCCGACAUGGCUGCUGCUUUUUAUUCUUUAAUCCUUCUCCUCAUCACCUUCUCCUUGCUUACUUUCCUUCCGCACUCACUCUCCUACUCCGCCGUGUCGAUUUCUGAAUCUUCUAAUCAGACAUUAAUCUGUGCACUCAUACAUCCCCAAAACGAGAAAUCCUUUCUCAAUUGUACUGGUUUUAAGUUUCCUACAACUGCAAGUGGAAGCAAUGGGGGAGGCGGCGGCAUUCAAAUUCCUUUCAACAGGAAUGCUUCUGCUUCCUUCACUGCUCUAGUUGCCGGAGAUGGCUUCUUAUGCGCCUUGAGGCCCCCACCAUCUUCUUCCUCUUCCAAUACUAAUUCUACUUUGAGUUGCUGGAGGUUCUCAGCUAAUGGCACGCACUUGUCCCACAAGCGCAUCUACCGCGGUCCACCUCUCACGCAACUUGUUGCCGGAAAUUCUCACGUUUGCGGACUUAUUCAGAAUGGGACGACUAGUACUCGUAGUCGCCUCCAAUGCUGGCAAUGGCAUUGGUUUCACAAUAGCAGGAUCAGUAGACACGAGUACGGAUUUUCAAGCAUUGCGGUGGGAGAAAAUUUUGUAUGCGGGGUAUCACAAAUCGGAAAGGUUACUUGCUUAGGAAGCAAUUAUAUAGUGGUUGGGAAGGAGCCUAGAGCUGGUGGCAGGAAUGUUUACAAAGCAGUGAGUGCAGGUUUCGGUCAUGCGUGUGCCAUCUCAUUGGUCGAUAACAGUUUGGAUUGCUGGGGAGAAAUGAAGGGUGAGAAACCUCAAGGGAGAUUCACAUCUCUGGCCUUGGGAGAAAACCGUAGUUGUGCUCUCCGGCCUAAUGGAACAGUUGUCUGUUGGGGGGAAAAUAAUUUCAGUUUGCCUGAGACUCUGAAAGGUACUUACUUCACUGCAAUUGAAGCAAAACGCAGCGUCUUCUGUGGAGUUUCAUCAUCCAACUUUUCCUUGUAUUGUUGGGGCAACCCAAUUUUCGAUGUCUCAAACAAUUUCCUGGUAUUCGGACGUGAUGUGAAGCCGGGUCCAUGUACAAGUGAAUGUCCACCAUGCAGCAAUCCAUUGCCAGGCUAUGGUAGAUUCUGUGAACAAGGAUAUCAAGUCUGCCAACCUUGUCAAUAUGAUGAUGAAAAGUUGCCGGUGUCAUUGCCAGUGCCCAUGCCCUUGCCAUCGCCGCCAUCAAAAUCAGGAAGCAGUAAGUGGAACAAAAAAAUGAUUGCUUUUCUUAUAGUGGGUUGUGUUGGGUUCUUAGCUUUGGUGCUGUCGGUAUGUUUCUUUGUGUUCAAGUAUUGCAAAACUAGAGUUGGAGGAUCCCGUGUUCAUGACUCGGGUCCCUUGGAUGAGCAGCCCCAAUUACAAGCCGAGCAAGGUGCAGCUGCAACGGCAGGGCCACCAGUGUUAGAGAAGCGGCUAAGCCAUGUGGUGAGCAUGGGCGCCAAUGGAGCUUCCUUGGAGGAAUUUCCACUGCAACUACUACUCGAAGCCACCUCCAAUUUCUCUGAAGAAAAUAAAAUCGGAACAGGCAGCUACGGUUCUGUCUACUACGCCACAUUAGAUGACGGUCGCCAAGUAGCCAUCAAGCGUGCUGAGACGUCAGUCUCUUCAUCAUACGUUGGUGGCUGCACAAAGCGCCAGCAAGACAACGACAACGCUUUUGUAAACGAGCUUGAGUCCCUUUCACGCCUCAACCACAAGAACUUGGUUCGAUUACUUGGAUUCUUCGAGGAUGCAAAAGAGCGAAUACUCGUGUACGAAUACAUGAACAAUGGCUCCCUCCAUGACCAUCUCCACAAGCUCCCACAUUCGCCUUUGCUCUCAUGGGCCAAGCGCAUCACAGUGGCUCUUGACGCAGCCCGAGGGAUUGAGUACCUGCACGAGUAUGCAGUCCCGCCAAUCAUACACCGCGACAUUAAGUCAUCCAACAUACUACUGGAUGACACAUUAGGGGUCAAGGUAUCCGAUUUCGGCCUGUCUUUAAUGCGGCCGGAGGAUGAAGAGUCGCACCCUUCGCUUGGUGCAGCUGGCACAUUUGGGUACAUCGACCCAGAGUACUACAGGCUUCAACACCUAACGACCAAGAGUGACGUCUAUAGCUUCGGAGUGGUGUUGCUUGAAUUGUUAUCCGGUUACAACGCAGUACACAAAAAUGAGAACGGGAUGCCAAGAAACAUUGUUGAUUUUGCCGUGCCGUACAUUGUGAGCGACGAGAUACACCGGAUUUUGGAUCCAAGAAUGGCAGCUCCAACGCCGUUUGAAAUACAGGCAGUAGCAUAUGUUGGCUACUUGGCAGCGGACUGUGUAAGUUUACAAGGUUGUAACAGGCCAUCCAUGACUUACAUUGUAAGUAUCUUGGAAACAGCGUCGGCUUAUUUUUUGGAACGCCCUUCUCGCUCUCGUUCCAGUUCCACGACUGAAUCUACGUGACGAUGUAAUGGUGCGACAGCAUCGUCAAUUGUUGUUGAGCAAAAACCAUACAUUUUCUUUUCAUUUUUCCAAAUUUUAUGCAUAUAUUGGACUUUUUUGUUUCCUUAA